Asterias rubens (European starfish) is the source of this 3598-nucleotide messenger RNA. RefSeq names its product N-alpha-acetyltransferase 40-like. Lineage: Eukaryota; Metazoa; Echinodermata; Asteroidea; Forcipulatida; Asteriidae. Gene Ontology annotation, molecular function: protein N-terminal-serine acetyltransferase activity; histone H2A acetyltransferase activity; histone H4 acetyltransferase activity. Gene Ontology annotation, cellular component: nucleus. Bases 113 to 844 code for a protein of 243 amino acids. The record is from RefSeq and is a predicted model, not a curated record. The transcript has 8 exons.
AACGUUUUCGCGCGGUUUCUUGAUUAGCUGAAAAGUGGUGUUCACUCGGGAACUCGACUGGUUGCUAAAACAUAAUUUCAAACACUUAAAGUAAAAAGCAAGCGAACACAAAAUGGGAAGAAAAUCAGCCAAAGGAAAAGAGAAGAAAAUGAGAAGGAAAGAGGAGCAGGCCAUUAUUGCAGUAUCUAAAGCUGCUGUAGAUGAAGCUAAUAAGCUGACUGACCCCAUGGCUAAUCUAUUACCAUUCAAGAAAUACAACAGGAAUGGUUUGAAUCUAACGAUAGACUGUCGGAGAAGUACCAGUCUUACUGAAGAGUAUUUGGACUGGGCCUUCAACCUCACCAAGAAAAACAUGCAAACACUCUAUGAGAAUGGAAACAGUGGUUGGAAGUCAUGGGAGAAGAAAGAAGAAUUGACUGAUGAGAGGGCAUGGUACCUGAUAGCUAAGGAUGCUGAGGGUACAUCUGUAGGCUUCGUACACUUCCGAUUUGAUUUGGAUUUUGAAGAGGAGGUUGUUUAUUGUUAUGAGAUUCAGCUGACUGAAGGCAUAAGAAGGAAAGGUUUAGGCAAGUUCCUCAUGCAGAUACUCUCUCUGGUUGCUCACAAAACACAAAUGAGGAAAGUUAUGCUGACUGUAUUUAAGGACAAUACCUCUGCCUAUGGAUUCUUUAAGAAUGUCCUCAAUUUUGAUGUUGACGAGACGUCACCAAGUUUAUAUGACCCCAUGAAUGAAGAGGAUUACGACUAUGAAAUUAUGAGCAAAGAAAUACCACUGAAGAAGACCAACAACCCUGAGGGAGCUGUUUCAACGCAGUCAACACCCGUCGUACAAGCUACUGCAUAGACCAAAACAAUCUCGUACAAAUCCUAGUAUGAAAGACUUAGUGACAGACUUUGUAAUUAAAGUGUUUCCUUCUGUCUCAACCACUAAGAGUGUUCUGAUGGCAGAGUCAUCAGAGUGUGGUUGACAUUUGUGUCCCUUGGCAAUUAUUGCUUCUCAUGACCAUUGUGUAAAUAAGUACAGAAUAUUGAUGUAAGUGACUGGCACAUCCUUUGCCAUGUGGUUGUCGGUGCUGCAUAUUGCUGAGGAGUGGAGAUAGUUUCAAGGAUGAUUAAGGUGUAUGUUGCAGAGGGUUAGUAAUAAUUCGUAUAAUGAACAUUGGUGUUGAAUUGCUUAACCAUUAGAAAGGCUUAAUCAACAAGUUUUCCUACAGACGUUAUUGUGAAACUAGACAGGAAUAUUCAGACCCCAGUCUGGAAUGCAAGCAUGUUGCCAUCUUGAUGUUAAUAACGCACUCUAUUAAGACGUUAUUGUGAAACUAGACAGGAAUAUUCAGACCCCAGUCUGGAAUGCAAGCAUGUUGCCAUCUUGGUGUUAGACCCCAGUCUGGAAUGCAAGCAUGUUGCCAUCUUGGUGUUAGACCCCAGUCUGGAAUGCAAGCAUGUUGCCAUCUUGGUGUUAAUAACGCACUCUAUUUACACCUUUACUUUCAGUGCAUGACUAGGUAUUCCAGUGCCUCUAUAGACUCCAAAGAUGUUAAAACACAAAUAUGAGUUUUGGUCCUUUGGGGUAAAAAGGAACAUUUUCAAGGGCGAAGGUUCAAGGGCUACACCUACAUGUAUAGGCUUUACAUUUUGCUGAUUUUUCUAGAGGGCAAAACAAGCAGAAUUCAGAUUAAAGUAGGAAAAAUAUCAUGCCUGUAUAUACCAUAAGAGUUAAGUACGGAAACCCUUCAUUUUGUCUUGGAACGUUGUUCGUGUUGGAGGAAACCCUGUCCAAAUUCAACAUUGACUAAUAUAUUCAAUAAAACACAAAUAGUCAGGUUGCUCUAGUUUUUGUGCAUUAAUUUUUAGAUUAAGAUUAUCUAAGUUCAAGUCUUAUUACAUUACUUGUGCUUACAGUAGACCUUAUGCAUCGACAUUAUCCAGCCACCAUCUUGGAGGUUAAACGAUGACAUAUCAAUCAAAACGGAACAGGUUUGUACGCACUGCACACAGGUUUGGCCAAUGAACUGCCGCUUCUUUACCUCUAAAUGGAAGUGCCCUACUGAAAUAACAUGUGCAUAAGGUCUAAACAAAAAACCUGUUGGAUAGACUGCCAUUGCUAAGAUCAUUAAUGGAAACAUGGCGUCAGAUCACAGUGGCUAGCUGUCAUGUAAGACUAAUUUUGGAAACCAAUUAACUUUUAGUAUUAGAUAUAUUUUAUAAUUACUGAAUGAAAUAAAGAAGUUUUUACUAAACCUUCUGUCUGUUUUUUUAUUUUAUUGGAAACCUUUCACAUUUUUCAAAUGAAAAUCCACUCUGCACAGAUAUAUAUUUACUCCUCAUAUAAUAUGCUUGAAUAAAAAAAAAACAUGUUACACCACUACUACUAAACAAAUAUCCAACCUGGGCCAACAAAACGCACAAGACUGUCUUAAAAAUAUUCAAACAUUAAUGAUCUCAGUACUCCCUUUCUCCCCAACUACUGACAAACAUUUCAUAAACAAUUUUAUUUGGGGUGCCAUUCUCUGGUCCGAGUUAAGUACUGUAUACUUGGUGCCCCCCCCCCCUCCCACAUCCCACAAGUUCAGCAAAAUUAACACAGAAUGUGUGGGUCAUGGGUUCGACUCCCACCAAGGUAGUAUGCCUGUGGUGUUUGUUUUAAUGCAAAACUUGGGAAAGCACAAAGUAUCCAGAGCUUAACACUCGGUGGAGUAUAGUACAACCCCAAAAAUCUAUAUUCCCGAUACACUUAUUAUGUCUAUUAAAAUCCCGGCAUCUUUGGCACGCUAAAUAUUAUGUGAUGUUCCCCUGUAAAAGGCCAGCAUAUAUACAGCAAGCUGUAAUCCAAUAUAAUGUAUAUGUCAACAUGUUCAGAGCUACUGUGAACCAUUUAUCAGUGUGUUUGAUGUCACCUAGCAUGUACAAUUUCCCGUUUAGAGACGCACCUUUGCCUUUUGUUGUCCUAGCUUCAACCGAGGAAAAAUCCUGAUACCUUAAAACCCUAACCAUACUGACCAAACAUACAUCUUAAAAUUCAUAAAAAUAAAACUUAUGUUUUUUUUUCUUCUAAAAUUCUUGUAAAGGCACUUCAGUAAAUAAAUUCUACUACAUCUAUAACACUUUAACCCAUAUAUAUGUAUAACAGAAAAAUCUAUGAAGAAUUUGGAGUUAAUUUGGUGUGAAGUGUGGCUCCUUUUUCAAGCAAAGACGAUAAGAAUAGUUAUAUUCUUAACAAAGAACCAUACUAUUUUCAUUCUACUUGUACUAUUUGAUUACAUUUAAUUGAAUGGAAGAAAACCCAAAAGGCAGCAUAAAUAUAAAGCAUUGUAAUUUUAAUUGAUCAUUAGUCAUUCUUGAAGAAAAACACCUACAUUUUUAACACAUACACAUUGCCUCCUAAUAAGGAGGCAAUAACACUGAAAGAAGCAGCUUACCGUGGAAUUAUGCAGACCCAUAUAUUAACAUUGAGUAGUUUCAGUCUGAAAUCUCAUUGAGCAAACUAACACCACUAGGAUGCGGGUAAGACAGAAUCACCAAUCAUUCAGUGCCGCAAAAAAAGGACUGUUAUGUCUGCUGCCGCCAGCAUUAUAAAAGUCUCCCAUUGCUGUUGUUU